Molecule: messenger RNA, 1107 nt
Organism: Stereum hirsutum FP-91666 SS1
Lineage: Eukaryota; Fungi; Basidiomycota; Agaricomycetes; Russulales; Stereaceae
Product: glycosyltransferase family 15 protein
Exons: 10
Coding region: 1-1107 (368 amino acids)
Biological process (GO): protein N-linked glycosylation; cell wall mannoprotein biosynthetic process
Cellular component (GO): Golgi apparatus; membrane
Molecular function (GO): alpha-1,2-mannosyltransferase activity
Source: RefSeq, a predicted model, not a curated record
AUGAUGACCCCAAUGCGAUAUGUGGUCCUGGUUUUGACCAUCAUCAUCAGCUUGCACCUUAUCCUAACGUUCUCGCGCGGCUCCUACGGAAUCAUUGGCUCCCAACCAUCCGCCUCAGAACGUAUCACGCCUAGCGAAUACAUCUGGCAUGAGAAUACCACGGCCAUACAGGAUCGGCGCGCGAAUGCUGCCAUCGUCAUGCUCGCGAGAAAUAGUGAUCUGAAAGGCAUGAUGAAGAGCAUGAAACAGAUGGAGGAUAGGUUCAACAGGAAGUUCAAGUACCCAUAUGUGUUCUUGAACGAAGUACCUUUCGACGAAAAGUUCACUUCGAGCAUUCUGGCACUUACAGAUGCCAAGGUUGAGUUUGGUCUCAUUCCACACGACCACUGGUUCCAACCCGAUUGGAUUGACGAAGAAAAGGCUUCUGUAUCCCGGGCCAAAAUGGCCGAGAACAAUGUGAUCUAUGGUGGUACAUACCGGAACAUGUGUCGGUACAAUUCAGGAUUCUUUUAUCGACACGAGCUUCUACAAAAGUACAGGUAUUAUUGGAGGGUCGAUCCAGAUGUAACUUAUUUUUGUGACCUCGAUUACGACCCUUUCCUUGUCAUGCAAGAUCAGGGGAAGGUCUACGGAUUCACAAUCUCACUACCUGAAUAUGGAGAGACCAUCGCAACACUUUGGGAUACCGUGAAGGAUUUCAUCGCGAAGAACCCUGAACUUAUUCCGGGCGAUAACGCCAUGGCCUUCAUCUCCGAUGACAAUGGCAACAACUACAAUCGCUGUCACUUCUGGAGUAACUUCGAGAUUGGCGACCUUGAUUUCUGGAGAGGCGAAGCUUACAGCAAAUUCUUCGAACACCUCGACCAGGCCGGCGGCUUCUACUACGAGCGCUGGGGUGACGCACCCGUCCACUCUAUCGGUGCUGCUUUGCUCGCACCUAAGGAUAAGAUUCACUUCUUCUCGGACAUUGGGUACAGACAUGAGCCAUUCCAGAGAUGUCCGCAGGGAGAGGCACAUUCGAAGGGACGGUGCUGGUGUGACCCGAGCGAGAACUUUGAUUACGAAGGGUACUCUUGCUUGCCCAAGUUCGACAGGCUGUUCGACUAG